Syzygium oleosum is the source of this 701-nucleotide messenger RNA. RefSeq names its product MLP-like protein 328. Gene Ontology annotation, biological process: defense response. The coding region runs from base 37 to 492 and encodes 151 amino acids. NCBI's taxonomy places the organism in Eukaryota, Viridiplantae, Streptophyta, Magnoliopsida, Myrtales, Myrtaceae. The record is from RefSeq and is a predicted model, not a curated record. The transcript has 2 exons.
CUUGGUGAAUCUUGGUGUCUCCAUAUUUAUGCCAACAUGGCUAAUUUGCGUGGAAAAGUCGAGGCUGAAGUCGAACUGAAAUCACCGGCUGACAAAUUCUUCAAGAUUUGGAGGAGCGAAACCCACAAAUUGCCCACCGCCGCCUCCAAAAACAUUCAGGGAGUCAAAGUUCAUGAAGGUGACUGGGAUCAGCAUGGAGCUAUCAAGAUUUGGAAUUACACCGUUGAAGGAAAAUCUGAAGUGCUCAAAGAGAAGGUCGAGUUCGACGAUGACAACAUGUCGUUCACCCUGCACGGCAUCGAGGGCGACGUCUUUGACCAGUGGAAGGUCUUCAAGGCGUUGUGCAAAGUCGUCCCAAAGGAGCAAGGAAGUGUGGCUAAGCUGAGGAUGGAGUGUGAGAAGUACAAGGUGAGCGAUCCCAACCCCGACAAGUACAUGGCCGUGUUCAUCGAGGUGACCAAGGACAUCGAUGCUCACGUUUCAAGCGCAUGAAGAAAAAGAUCACGGCAUGACUGUGAUCAUAUGUGAAGUUGUGCUAUAUUAUGCUUGAUGUUUCUAGUACUUUCAUGUAUCUAGACCCAAUAAAUCAAGCUGGUUGAUCAGGUGAUGUGAAGUUGAGUUGGGUUUUGGGAAUUUCAGAAUCGUGUAUUGUGUUUUUGUGUAAUAGUGCUUGUAAUAAGACACUUAUGGUUUUAGCAAAA